This is a messenger RNA of Aplysia californica (California sea hare), 2611 nucleotides long. Its product is annotated as U3 small nucleolar RNA-associated protein 14 homolog A. Gene Ontology annotation, cellular component: nucleolus; small-subunit processome. The record is from RefSeq and is a predicted model, not a curated record. Gene Ontology annotation, biological process: rRNA processing. Lineage: Eukaryota; Metazoa; Mollusca; Gastropoda; Aplysiida; Aplysiidae. The transcript is spliced from 13 exons. The coding region runs from base 45 to 2222 and encodes 725 amino acids.
UAUCAAUUAUUUGUUACUUUCAUGCAUGGGAGAAACGUAAACACAUGGCUCACAUGGCGGACGAAGAUAUCGGCAUGGAGUCGUUUGACAUGAGUGAUGAUGAGGACAAGGUGGAUGAUGCAGCCCACGGGAAGCUCAUUUCCUCCAUUCAGUCCUUGGAUGGAAAAAAGAAACACAAAAAGACCAUCCGAGGAAUUCCAGUGGCCCCUACCAAUCUGGAUCUGGUUGUUCAUGCUAACAGAGAUGCAUCGAAGAUCAAGGCAGAGGAUCUGAAGUUGAGGCCAAAUCUUGGCAAAACAGAGCUGAAAAAGCCCAUGAGCUCUGGAGAGCUAGAGGCGGCCAAGCGUCAGAUUGCAAGAGACUCCAUGGUGAAGGAAACUACAAAGUGGGACCCUGUGGUCCGAGAAAUGAGGCUUGCUCCCCAGACAAGUUACACCAAACGAGAACAUGGCAUUGCUCUGUACGAGACCCUUCGGCCCAAGCAGUUUGUUCCGAGAACACCUCUGGAACAAGAGCUGUAUGCGGCCCUGGGCAAGAGUGAGGAUAUUCUGAAACCUGACAAGGAGAUGACUGUAGCAGAGGAAAAAGCUCUCAAGGCCAUGUCUAUCAAGGAGGCUCGAGCCAGGCGUGCGGAGCUGAUGCAACAUCAUGAACUUUUGUCUCGCAUGGAGCUCAAAGCCAAACGUUUGAAACGUAUCAAAAGUAAAAGGUAUCGUAAAAUACUACGCAAGGAGAAAGAGGCAGUUGACAAAAAAGAGCUGGAACAGCUGCGGCACACAGACCCAGAAGCGUUUAUGGAGAGAAUGGAACAGCUGGAGAGGGCUCGCAUGGAGGAGCGUCUCACUCUCAAGCACAGAGGAGGAGGCAAAUUCUCAAGGCUACAUAAAGCUUACAGCAAAUUUGAUGAUAAGACACGGACCGCUGUACAAGACAUGCUGCAGAAGAGCAAGGAAUUGACAAAGAAGACGCAUGGGGACUCAAGCAGUGAUGAUGAGGAAGAGGAGGAGGAGAAGAAGAAAAAGGAUGAAGAAUCUGCGAAAGCCAACGACAGUGAUGAAGACACGGGGGUGUCGAACCAGAGAGCCAUGAGUGUUGGGAAGUCUGUAAGUAAACUGGCUGGUGGCUGGCUGGAUGGUCCGACAAAGUUUGUCUACACUCAGAAGGAGGCAGCCUCCCAGAACGCAGCGAGCGGUGCAGAUGAGGUCAAAGGUCAUAGAGAAGUGGUUGAAGGUCAGGGCGCUCCUCCCAGUUCGUCAGAAGAUGGUAAACUUGGCAAUUCUUCCCAGAAAGUGCUUCCUGAUGUCAACGGUCUUGACUCGGAAGACGAGACUGGUCUUGCGGAGAAGCCAACGACAGAGAAGAAAGUUGUCAGCAAAAAGAAAAGAUCAGCAGCAGAAAUGGCUGGCUCGGCAGAUAGUGAAGAUCCUCUUGCGUCCAUCUCGACUACCACUGAGGAGGUUGUUGUGGAAAAGAGUUUGUCAGAGGAGCCAAAGAGCAAGAAGAGGAAAAAAAACAAAAAGAAAAAAGGAAAAGAGGGGGCUGGUGAGGAAGUGAGCGAGGGUGCCGCAGAUAAACCUGUGCGGGAGACGACGCUGCAGGCGAUGGGUGACGACGAGAGGGAGAAAGAAAUGGAGGAGGAGGAGGAAGACGAUGGCGAGGGCAGCAUGAAGGUCUCGAUGGAAGAGCUGUUUCAAGACGAGGACUUCUUGGAAGAGUUUGCAAAGGACAAGGCGGAGCUGGAGGCGAAGAGCAGGCCCAAGGUGGAGGACACGACGCUGCCAGGUUGGGGGGCGUGGGCCGGGCCCGACUACAAAGAAAUGCCGAAGAAGAAAGCUGGGAACAAGAAAAGACCUCCAAAGAAAGUGGACAAACAGCCUUUUGUGUGGCUGAACCCGAGCAGAGACGAAGGGAUCAGAAAGCUGCAGCCCAAAAAGGUUCCAUUCCCAUACCAGUCGGUAACGCAGUACGAGGCCUCCCUCCGCCAGCCGGUGUCGCGAGGCCUAGUCCGAGAGACGGCCACAAAGCUACUGACCAAACCGGCCGUGGUCACCAAACUGGGCCACAUCAUCAAGGCCAUCGACAAGGAGGAUUACUUUGAAAAGAAGUCCACUAUAGAGGCGGACGACGAGGACAAGAAUUUCGGCGUGGCUGCUGCCAAGGAAGGCGGGGCAAAGAGGGGCAGUGCGGGGAAACAGAACAACAAACGACGCAGCUUGAGAUAACCACCGAUUUUGGGGAGGGGGUUCGGGUCUACAUGUGGGUGGGGGAGAGAGGAAGUGAAAGCUGCCUUUUUUUUCUUUUUUUUUUUUUUUUUCUUUUUUUUUCGUAAUGUAUGUGUGACAGGAAAGAGAUGGGAGAAUUGUGUGGAUGGAAGAGAAAGUGAAAGGAGUGAAAAUGCAUGAGAAGAAGACGGACGGAAAGAGAGAUGAUGAAUUAAGCGCCUUUUCUUAAUAAAGUGAGCUUUCUUUGACGUGAAAGGAGAUGAUGUGAAAGGGAGAGAAACAGGGAGUGAUGAUGAAAGAGGUCUGUGUUAUGUCUGCCACUGUUAAAGAUUAUAUUAUGAUGGUAGGUCAUACAAACUUAUGGUAAAUAAAAGUUUGCAAUUGCCUAA